Messenger RNA from Ylistrum balloti, 1017 nucleotides. RefSeq lists its product as uncharacterized. Lineage: Eukaryota; Metazoa; Mollusca; Bivalvia; Pectinida; Pectinidae. The transcript has a single exon. Gene Ontology annotation, biological process: DNA integration. Gene Ontology annotation, molecular function: nucleic acid binding. Bases 1 to 1017 code for a protein of 338 amino acids. The record is from RefSeq and is a predicted model, not a curated record.
AUGAUCGCGACAGAGUUGCCCAUUAGGCCAUGGUCUAAAAUAGGUGUGAACCUGUUUAACUACAACAAUGAAUCGUACCUACUGACAGUUGACUAUUUUUCAAAAUGGCCAGAAAUUGUGAGACUUGAAUCUACGACAGCAAAGUGUGUCAUCCUACACAUGAAAAGUCAGAUGGCAAAGUAUGGUAUACCUGAUGUAGUAAUCAGUGACAAUGGACCCCAAUUUGCUUGCUUUGAAUUUAUACAGUUCUCAAAGCAGUAUCAGUUCGAACGUACUACUUCGAAUCCACAUUACCCGCAAUCGAACGGGCAAGCUGAGAGAACGGUUCAAACCGUCAAACGCUUACUGAAGAAAUCAAAUGACCCAUAUCUGGCCUUAUUAGAAUACCGAAACUCCAAUAUUGAUGAAGUUGGACUUUCACCAGCUCAAAUGUUCCUUGGAAGAAGAUUGAAAUCUACCAUACCGACGUCAUUACCAUUACUAAAGGCUGAAGCAUUAGACAAGGUGCGGGAACAGCUGGUAAAACGCAAGAAAAAACAACAACAAAGUCAUGAUCGACAUGUCAGUGGAGGGCUACAACCACUGAGCCCUGGAGACCAAGUCCUGCUAAAACAACAUCCAAAUAGAUCUGAAUGGAAACACGGGACAAUAAUCGAGAAACAUAAGACACCAAGGUCCUACGUAGUGAGAUCAGGAAAUAGGGCAUACCGGCGAAACCGACGACAUCUACGACCAACCAGGUCAAAGGCAGACUUGGAACAAGAACCAACUGACUUUAAUUUAUAUUGCUGGCCGCCUAGUAAUCAGCAUCAGUACAACACAUCACCGGCACCAAAUCUACCGUCCAAGCAAACUGUGUCUAAAGAAACAUCCAGUCAGGAUAGUGAUGUGUCGCUGGAAACCCGCCAUGCUGUGCAAAACCAACUUCCGCCUACAUCGGUUCUACACAGUCCACGCCAAUCCAGCUCUGGCAAGGUUAUCAAAACGCCAGGGAGAUUCAAAAACUUUGUUCAAUAA